AUACCUAUACAUACGAUACCUACAUAACGACACUAUCGACAGCGACUCUUCAUCUCGCCAUUGCACAAGAAAUCAGCCUAUUUCCAUCUAGACUCACACAAUCAUGGCGCUCGCACCCAAGUUUGCUGGUCAGAAAUUUGCGGCGACAUCCUCGCCAGCAACUCUCCACACGUUGGAGCUGUUUCUCGACUACGUCUGCCCGUUUUCCAAGAAGCAAUUCGAUACAGUCUAUGCCGAAGUCUUCCCCAUCCUCAAGAGUCAGUACCCAGACAAGUUACAAGUCAUCUUCCGGCAACAGAUUCAGCCCUGGCACCCUUCGUCCACGCUGGUCCACGAAGCAGGCGUAGCAGUUCUCCAAACCAAUCCCGACAAAUUCUGGGACUUCAGUAAAGCUUUGUUCGCCAAGCAGACUGAGUACUUCGAUGCCAAUGUCGUCAACGAAACUCGCAAUGACACUUAUAAGCGACUGGCGAAGCUUGCUGCGUCUGUUGGUUUGAACGAGAAGGACAUUUAUAGUCGCCUCGAAAUUUCAGACAAGCCAGAUAAAGACGGCGGCUUGAAUGGCGGCAAUGCAGUCACGAAUGAUAUCAAGCUUCUGGUCAAAGCGCAACGUCUGCAAGGUGUUCACGUUACGCCGACAGUAAUGUUCAAUGGAUAUCCGGAUAACAGCAUCUCGUCGAGUUUCACUAAGGACGACUGGGAGAAAUGGCUCGCUAAGAACGUUGUAUGACUAUUGCCAGGGAUGAGGAAGUCAAAGCUAUGAUAUUUUUGGAGAGUCUCUGUUGUUCCUUUCAACUUCGACGUCUAGUCUUGAUGGAUGGCUCAGUCCAUUCUAGUGACCUAUUGACCUGCCUAGACCUCAUUGCCUUGACUCAUCCGCAUAGUCCGACUGGAACAGAGAGCAGCACGGAGAUAGGGCAUCGCGACUUUGCUGUUCACGGAGACAUCUCUUGCUACAAAGAACGCUCGGAGAAGUUCGUUCUGACACUACCUACCUACUUACGUACUCUCUAUGUACAUUGACAGUGAGGAGCAAGGUCCGAAGUGCUUACGUAUAUGUCUUCGCUACAUGUACUUGACUUCCA
Molecule: messenger RNA, 1085 nt
Organism: Sphaerulina musiva SO2202
Lineage: Eukaryota; Fungi; Ascomycota; Dothideomycetes; Mycosphaerellales; Mycosphaerellaceae
Exons: 3
Coding region: 104-730 (208 amino acids)
Source: RefSeq, a predicted model, not a curated record